CAAAAACAAAAAUUGAUAUUUGGUUGAUUUGACAUUUCUUUUAAAACACGUGUUUACGUGUGAUGCACUCGUUCUGAGUGCUUUUAUUUAAAUAGUUUUAUUAGAAUAAGCCAAUAUGAGUUUGUAUAAUUUCAAAAAGAUAGCUGUGGUUCCCACAGCUAAGGACUUUAUAGAUAUUAUAUUGUCUAAAACGCAAAGAAAAACACCGACAGUAGUACAUAAGCACUAUAAAAUCUCUAGGAUACGUGCUUUUUAUAUCAGAAAAGUGAAAUUUACGCAACAGAACUUUCACGACAGGUUAUCUAGGAUAAUUCAGGAAUUUCCUAAACUGGAUGAUGUGCAUCCGUUCUACGCUGACCUCAUGAACGUACUCUAUGACAAGGACCACUACAAGCUUGGUCUCGGCCAACUCAACACCGCCAGGCAUCUUAUUGACACUGUGGCCAAGGAUUACGUGAGGCUGUUGAAAUAUGGAGACUCUCUGUACCGUUGUAAACAGCUCAAGCGAGCUGCACUUGGACGAAUGGCCACCAUUAUGAAGAGACAGGCUGCCAACCUCACUUAUUUGGAACAGGUCCGUCAACAUUUGGCCCGUCUGCCAUCCAUUGAUCCGUACACUCGGACCAUCAUCAUCUGCGGGUUCCCCAACGUUGGCAAGUCCAGUUUCAUCAAUAAGAUAACCCGCGCCGACGUAGAAGUGCAGCCUUAUGCAUUCACCACGAAGAGUUUGUACGUUGGUCACACCGACUACAAGUAUCUAAGGUGGCAGGUCAUAGACACUCCCGGCAUUCUAGACCAUCCUCUAGAAGAGCGCAACGUGAUAGAAAUGCAAGCUGUCACGGCUUUAGCUCAUCUCCGAGCUGCUGUACUAUAUGUGAUGGAUUUAUCUGAACAGUGCGGUCACAGCGUGCAGGAUCAGAUCUCCCUAUUCGAGAGCAUAAAGCCCUUAUUCACCAACAAGCCGUUAAUGGUGGUUUUCAACAAAAUGGAUGUGGUGACUCCGGAACAACUGUCCGAUGACAAGAGAGUGGCCGUUGAAGAACUUAUGGAGGCCUGCGCUAAAGGAAAUCUUGUCAACGCGGAUUCGAACUCCGAACUGUCAGUAGUGCCAGUGCUUCGAAUGUCCACGGUCACAGAGCAAGGAGUGCAAGAGGUUAAGAUUGAAGCCUGCGAGCGACUGUUGGGACACAGAGUUACCGAGAAGAUGAGAACAAAGAAGGUGGACGGUAUCUUAAACCGUCUCCACGUGGCUGUUCCAACUCCUCGCGAUGCUAAAAUCCGUCCGCCCGUCAUACCUGCCAACGUAUUGAUGAAGAAACAACAAGCGCAAGAGAAGGAGAACAGGAAACGGAAGCUGGAGAGGGAGAUUGAACUGGAGAUGGGAGACGAUUAUGUGCUCGAUUUGCAGAAGAACUACGCGGAGAUAGCGGAGGAAGAGCGCCAUGAUCCGAUUCCGGAAUUCUGGGAGGGACACAACAUUGCCGACUACAUCGACCCGGAGAUAUUCGAUAAACUGGCUCAGUUGGAGAGAGACGAGGAGUUGCGUGAAGCUGGUGGAUUGUAUGCUGUUCCCAAGAUUGAGCUCGACGAGACUAUGAUGGAGAUCAAGGAACUAGCCCGUCAGAUACGAAACAAGAAGGCCAUACUCAAAGAUGAGUCGCGUCUCACGAAGCAAUCCACCAAACCUGUGAUGCCAAGAACAAGCCGCGCGCGCGUCAAAGAUCGAUCUACGGGGAAAUUGAGGGAGGAGAUGGAGAAACUGGGCGUGGAUAUGUCCAGCACUCAGUCGGCCCAUUACAGUCAGGCUCGGAGCCGGUCCCGCUCCCGCUCGCAGUCCGCGCUGGCCGCCAAGAGGGCGCGGGCCGACUCCACCGGCCGCUCCGUCAGUCGGCCCGCGAGGGACCAGCAAGGACUCAAGGAUACCACUAUGCAAAGGAAAGCGAAGAACAUGGCCCACGUGGCGAUCGCCAAGAAGACCAAGAAGAUGGGCCUCAAAGGCGAGGCCGACCGGUUCAUCGGCACCAAGAUGCCGAAACAUCUGUUCGCCGGGAAACGAGGCGUCGGCAAAACGGACCGGAGAUAAAAUCAAAUAUAUCUAUAACCUUCUUAAUACAUGUUAUAUGUUUGACAGAGUUUUGUUUUAUUUAACGAAAUCAAGGG
Messenger RNA from Chilo suppressalis (striped riceborer), 2160 nucleotides. Lineage: Eukaryota; Metazoa; Arthropoda; Insecta; Lepidoptera; Crambidae. The record is from the annotation of a GenBank genome assembly.